Messenger RNA from Gossypium arboreum, 912 nucleotides. RefSeq names its product protein terminal ear1 homolog. The transcript is spliced from 4 exons. NCBI's taxonomy places the organism in Eukaryota, Viridiplantae, Streptophyta, Magnoliopsida, Malvales, Malvaceae. The coding region runs from base 1 to 912 and encodes 303 amino acids. The record is from RefSeq and is a predicted model, not a curated record. Gene Ontology annotation, molecular function: nucleic acid binding.
AUGUCAGCUGCUUCAUCUUCUAUGGGGAAAACCUCAAAUCAUAAGCCAUUGGACCCUUUUGCUAAAAGCUACCAACCUCAAGGUCCUCAACCGCUAAAUAUCUAUUUUCCCCCUGAGUCGCCUUAUUACUUCCAUUGCCAUCCUCCUCCAAGCUUUCAUUAUUUAAAUAUAUAUAACUCAGGAAAGCAGCCACUUCCAUGGAUUGAAGUGUUCAAUGCCCCAAAACAUAUAAACUAUGGGUCUGAAGGGAUUGUUGGGAAUAGGAACAAAAGUAAAUGGAGGUUACUUCCUCCACGGUUGAAGUCGGCGAAGGAGUUUCCAAUGCAUAGGCAAGAAGUUUGGGUCAAAAAAGUGAAAGCUGGUUCAAAUCACGCUGAGGAACAAGCCAAAUUUGAUGGAAAGACUUCAUUAAUGAUCAAAAACGUCCCCAAUCACUUUCAAAGGAUUGAUUUGCAGCGCGUGUUGGAUGAUCACUGCGGGACAGAAAAUAGAAAAGCUCAACCGGGCUCUUAUUUCUGCAAAUCUGAAUAUGAUUUCCUUUAUCUUCCAAUGGAUUUUGGGUUUCACUUAAAUCUGGGAUUUGCAUUUGUUAAUUUUACGAGUCCUGUUGCUGCAUUGAGGUUUUAUAAGGACUUUAACAACCGAGAAUGGAGCUCUAGACUUGGCAGGAAGAAAAUCUGUGAAAUUAGUGUUGCCAAAUUCCAGGGAAAAGAUGCAUUGAAAGAAAAUUUUGAGCACUCUUACUUCGCGUGUCAUACAAACAAGUACUUGCCAGUGGUUUAUACCCCACCACGGGAUGGUUUCAACCGCUCUAACCCAACUGUUGUUGGCAGACGAAUCCACGUAACUGCGACACCAAAGGAUCAAAAGGUGAUGAUCAUGACCCAAAGGAAGAACAAAAAAGAAGCUUGA